Molecule: messenger RNA, 1392 nt
Organism: Ilex paraguariensis (yerba mate)
Lineage: Eukaryota; Viridiplantae; Streptophyta; Magnoliopsida; Aquifoliales; Aquifoliaceae
Source: the annotation of a GenBank genome assembly
GGAAACACCGGUGAUGAGAUACCUAUGCCUACUUAUUUUCGUUUCCUUCCCUUGCUUGCCUUCAAAAUAUUUGCUGCAGAGCAGGUGGAUGUUGCUAUCAUGGAGGUUGGGUUAAGUGGAAAAUUUGAUGCAACGAAUGUGGUUCAGACACCGACUGUGUGUGGUAUAUCUUCCCUUGGAUAUGACCACAUGGAAAUUCUUGCAGGAAACACUCUUGGAGAAAUUGCCGGGGAGAAGGCUGGUAUUUUCAAGCUUGGAGUUCCAGCUUUUACUGUGCCCCAACCGGAUGAAGCAAUGUGUGUGCUUGAAGAGAAGGCUUCCCAGUUGGAUGUACAUCUUCAAGUAGCAGCCCCGUUAGACAUCAACUUGCUGAAUGGUCUACAUCUUGGGCUUGACAGUGAGCACCAAUAUAUAAAUGCUGGUCUUGCUGUUGCAUUAAGCUCUACUUGGCUUCAAAGGACUGGCCAUCUUGAAGUCAAUUACCUGCUGCAACAGACUACCUCUCUGCCUGAGCAAUUCAUUAAAGGGUUAACAACUGCUGCUUUGCAAGGACGGGCUCAAGUUGUCCCUGAUCAGCUGAUGGGGAUUGAAAGCCCCGGAAAUCUCGUGUUCUACUUGGAUGGAGCCCAUAGUCCUGAAAGCAUGGAAGUAUGUGCAAAAUGGUUCUCUCUUGCAAUCAAAGAUUACCAUGAGCCAAUUUCCUUCAGUAAUUUGGUAGAUGAUUAUAAAAGAGCUUCACUUGAAUCAGUACGGAUGGACCACCAUGAGACUUCCAAGAAGAAUCUCACACAGAUUUUGUUGUUCAAUUGUAUGUCAGUGAGAGACCCUCAGUUGCUUCUUCCACGCCUGAUGAAUGCUUGUGCUAGUCAUGGAGUCCAACUUAAGAAGGCGCUGUUCGUACCAAGCAUAUCAAUGUAAUACAAGGUGGGUUCCAGUGCCUUGCCACCAUCUGAAACUGAAGUGGAUCUUUCAUGGCAGCCGACUCUUCAAAGAUUAUGGGAGAAUCUCGUCCAUGGUGAAAAAGGUCCUUGUAACUGGUUCAUUACAUCUUGUGGGUGAUGUGUUGAGAUUAGUCAAGAAAUAAGGCGUGUGCUGCAUUUGGUUUGAGCUGCAGCAGAUUUUGGGGGUUCACGAUUACAAAGUUGAAAAUGGACUCGAAAUUCAGGCCUCUCUUAUGAUUCCAUCUUGAAGUGCUUCCAUUGCAUGCUGUAUUAGGAAGAGCUUUUGAACCCAAGGUUGCUGUCGCAGGGUUUUUUAGCCUCUUCAUUGUCAACUAUUUGUGCAUUAUGCUAAAAUUUAGAACUCAAGUUUAAAUUAUCGUUAGCCAAGUAGUGUUUGAUACGACGCUUUCUGUUUAUUAAUAUGCAAGGUGUUGAGCAUUUUUCAAUGGAG